AGAGAGUGUGUGUGCAAGCAGAAUGGCUUCAUCUCAAGGGAAGACCGAUCUGCAAUUCGCAGACUGGAUGGCAAGUUUGCCAGAAAGGAUCCAUGCUGUUCCCCUCACCAGUUUAGCUAUUCCAGGUUCUCAUGAUUCUUUUAGCUUCUACAUUGAUGAAGCAUCUCCAGUUGGACCUGAGCAACCAGAAACUGUCCAGAAUUUUGUUUCAGUGUUUGGUACUGUUGCCAAAAAGCUUAUGAGAAAAUGGUUGGCUACGCAAACAAUGAAUUUUACAAGUCAGUUAGAGGCAGGCAUAAGGUAUUUUGAUUUCCGAAUUUCAACAAAACCUAGAGACCCUGAUAAUGAGUUAUAUUUUGCUCAUGGCUUGUUUAGCGCCAAAGUUAAUGAAGGUCUAGAAGAAAUAAAUGCUUUUCUUUCUAAUCACACAAAAGAAGUUGUUUUCUUGGACUUCAAUCAUUUCUAUGGCAUGCAAAAAUAUCAUCAUGAAAACCUGAUACAAAUGCUCAAAGACAUAUUUGGGAAUAAAACAUGUCCAGUUUUAUUCGAUCAGGAAGUGAGUCUUCAAUAUCUCUGGCAGAGGAAUUAUCAAAUUUUGGUGUUUUAUCACAGUCCUGUGGCUCUCGAAGUUCCUUUUCUAUGGCCAGGGCAAAUGAUGCCAGCUCCUUGGGCAAAUAUUACAGACACUAAAAACCUGAUUCAGUUUCUGCAGUCAUCAAUCAUAGAACGGAGAAAGAAAGGCUCAUUUUUUAUAUCUCAGGUGGUACUAACACCAAAGGCUAGUACAGUGGUUAAAGGAGUUACUAGCGGUCUCAGAGAAACCAUAACAGAAAGAGCUUUGCCUGCAAUGAUGCAGUGGGUUCGGACACAGAAGCCAGGCGAUAGUGGAAUCAAUAUUGUUACUGCAGAUUUUGUAGAACUAGGUGAUUUUAUCAGCACUGUCAUAAAACUUAAUCAUCUUUUGGAAGAAGAGGAUUGCACAACUUGA
Bombina bombina (fire-bellied toad) is the source of this 988-nucleotide messenger RNA. It is a transcript of the gene PLCXD3, whose product is annotated as phosphatidylinositol specific phospholipase C X domain containing 3. Gene Ontology annotation, molecular function: phosphoric diester hydrolase activity. The transcript is spliced from 3 exons. Bases 23 to 988 code for a protein of 321 amino acids. Gene Ontology annotation, biological process: lipid metabolic process. The record is from RefSeq and is a predicted model, not a curated record. Gene Ontology annotation, cellular component: synapse. NCBI's taxonomy places the organism in Eukaryota, Metazoa, Chordata, Amphibia, Anura, Bombinatoridae.